AUGGGUCGGAGGUGGGCCGGAGCUGGUGAGCAUGGUGGAGCCAUUCUCUCUCACUCCGAGCAGGCGCCCGUCAUCCGGCUCCUGGGCGACGAGAAGGUUCGCCGAGAUCCGAAAGCAUGGGAAGAGCCGGGCAUUGUGCUUUUGAGAACGCAGCUGGCGCAGAACCCAGGAAGCAUGUCGCUCGUGGCGGAUGCAAGCACGGUGAACGGCAAGACCAGCAGAGAAGAGACAGCCGAGGACCCCAGUAAGGAUGGAGGAUCAAGUGAGGAGUUGGAAGCAGAUGCGCUCCUACGUGAUCUGGAGGGCCUUGGCGUUCUUCCCCCAAAGAGAUUACUGGGGAGGCCAAUAGUAAUCUGGACCGCGAGAGUGAAGCUAGCGUGA
Messenger RNA from Effrenium voratum, 381 nucleotides. Lineage: Eukaryota; Dinophyceae; Suessiales; Symbiodiniaceae. The record is from the annotation of a GenBank genome assembly.